Molecule: messenger RNA, 1978 nt
Organism: Saitoella complicata NRRL Y-17804
Lineage: Eukaryota; Fungi; Ascomycota; Saitoellomycetes; Saitoellales; Saitoellaceae
Exons: 2
Coding region: 61-1890 (609 amino acids)
Biological process (GO): ubiquitin-dependent protein catabolic process; protein ubiquitination
Molecular function (GO): ubiquitin protein ligase activity
Source: RefSeq, a predicted model, not a curated record
CAGCCUUUGAAGCUCGCGAAGGACGGGUGGAUCUAUGCUGCUGAUCGCGUGUGGAACGUGAUGGCGAGGGCAAUUCUGGGUGGGGCGGAUGGGGUCGUCGAUGGGACUGAUCUGGACGAUGGGAGGAAUAUGUUCAGCUUAUUCACAUACCUGAGUAGUCCGUACUCACUCUUGGUCUUCGUCAUGGCCAUCUUGUUGAAUCGGACGCUAUUGUAUGCGGCGGUACGACAACCGUACCAGAUCUCGACGGCGAAGAGGAUUGUGGUAAGGCUGCCCGCCAUAUAUUUCUUGGUGAGGAGUUUGAUGUUGGUGUUGUCGUUGAUGCGGCACAAGUCGACUUUGGCAGCGGAUUGGCUACCGGCAUCACUGAGCUCCGAAAGGGAUAAUGACCCGAAGGUUAUGUGGACUGUGUUCAAAACGUUGUGCUUUUCAAACUUCAUCGAAUUCUUCUCAGCUGCACUUCAGCGCCGGCACCCUACCGUCAUCUUCUCUAUGUCCACCGGCGAGUACUCCUGGGCAUUCUGGGAGGCUCAGACAUUUUGGGAACUUACCAAGAAUCUCCCGUCAACCGAGACAUUCGUGACGACAAUCAUCUGGACUUUGGGUGCAUUGAGCGUUCACAUUCUCGCGCUGUUCAAUCUCGACAAAUACCGACUGUAUGCUAGUACUUUGUGGGGUGCAUCAUUCCUCGGGUUUUACGGGUACAGCGUGGCUGUUGGACGACUACUCGAGUUUCCCACUUUUUGCGCAAUGUGGUUCGUCCCACACCUCCUUGUCGGGAUCGUCGUUGUCGCAUCCCUUCUGGUCACGCUCUUCGCCCGUCUUACACUCGCACCAAACAACCCUGCAAACCUCAUGCGGAACAACCCCUUCAUGGAUGGAAGUUGGCGCAGGAUUUUGGAGAUGAACACCAGCGACGACUUUUUCGUCCUGUUGUUGAAGGCUGGAGAUGUGUUGCUACAGGACGCGCAUGAAGCGACCUACAUGAACGAGGAAGAAGGGAUUAAGAUGCCGGAUAUGACCUACCUGGAACAAAUGCUCCAGAAAGGAAACAACAAGAAAGAGCGACUACCCAAAGUCCCGGCCGGAUCAACCGGGUUACAGAUCGAGAGAACGGAUUUGGAUGCGAAUGCGACUGCGGUGAUUCAGGAUACGAAACAACGCCAGCAUAAGCGUUUCAAGAAAUGGAGAGCGGCGUGGACGUUGAUGAAGAGGAUGUGGUACCUCUUCCUUGGACUCUUUAGACGUGGAUGGAGACCACAGCCUAAACCAAAGGACGAGUCCUUGCAGAAUGCGAUGGUGCGCUGGGAUUGGAACGCGGCGCCCGGGACGAGGGACCCGGAGGAAGAGGAAGAGGAGGUGUAUGAGAAGUUUAAGCGUGGGUGGUAUUUCGCGGAAGAGGAGGAUCGGGAUUAUUUACCCACUGACGACGAGGGGGAGUGGGCGUCUGAUAUUAACUCGGAUGCGGAGGGGGAGGAGCAAGAUGCGUUUCAUGAGUUGGUUCCGGAUGCGAGGUCGUUUGCGGAUAUUAUCACGGGUGAGAAUGCGGAGUCGAGCAGCGUCCUCGUGUCCCACCUCUCCUCAGCAGGCGUCCUAACCCGAUCCCGUCAUCGCCAUACCCACCCCCACCAGUCCACCUCCUCCAACUCCGACGAUGCAGCCAUCCUCCUCUCCAUCAUCCGCGAACGCCGAACCCUCCAACCCGCGGAACCCUCCGAGGGAAGAUUGUGUGUCGUCUGUCAAGCAAGUCCACGCGAGAUCGUUUUGUGGCCGUGUAGGUGUCUGGCAUUGUGUGAUGAGUGCAGGGUUAGUCUUGCGAUGCAGAAGUUUAAGGGUUGUCCGUGUUGUCGGAAGAAUGUUGUUAGUUUUAGUAAGUUGUAUACUCCUUGAGCUUGUGAAGUGGUGUGCAUGCUGUUUUGAUUGGGUUGGGAUUGCUAUAGACCUUGGAGGAUCUGGAUACCCGAAUGCGUGAUUAUAU